This is a messenger RNA of Rhagoletis zephyria (snowberry fruit fly), 323 nucleotides long. RefSeq lists its product as uncharacterized. NCBI's taxonomy places the organism in Eukaryota, Metazoa, Arthropoda, Insecta, Diptera, Tephritidae. The record is from RefSeq and is a predicted model, not a curated record.
AUGCUGCUCCUUAUCAAGAGUUACCACCACGUCCUGGACAUAUACCGGUCUAUAUUCGCGAAGGUAAUCAGCCGCUAAGCGAGAUUCAUCCAGGCUUGGCUGAGGCAUUUCAUGAACUAGAAGAACUGGAUCAAAAAGCAGCGGUGACCAACCCAGAAACAAGCAAUAUCGUUAAGGAUCAAGCGGACGGGAUCAAAGAUCAAAAGGACACCAGUGCAAUAAUUAAUGCUUUACGGCUCCCAGAAAGUGAUAUAGCUUCGCUGGAUGACGUAAUAAAUGCGGAAGAUAAAGCAGAAGAUGAAGAAUAGAAAGUAGAUCAGAGC